Molecule: messenger RNA, 312 nt
Organism: Amorphotheca resinae ATCC 22711
Lineage: Eukaryota; Fungi; Ascomycota; Leotiomycetes; Helotiales; Amorphothecaceae
Product: glycoside hydrolase family 81 protein
Exons: 2
Coding region: 1-312 (103 amino acids)
Source: RefSeq, a predicted model, not a curated record
AUGCCUGCGUAUGAUAUCUUCAAGCCAGUAGCAACUGUCUCACCAUCAGCUGGUAUUAGCACUCAUUCUGACUACCCAAUUCCUAGACUCGGCAUUAAACCACAGGAUUUGCCAACUGGAACGAAUAAAUUCUACAAGGUUUUUGGACCCACCACAUCUGCAAAUGCGGCUCAAUAUUUUAUUUACCCCAUCGGUAUCCAAUCGCUGGUUCUUUCUGCAGCUGAGCUGGGAUCGCCAAUGACUAUCUCUAUAGGUUCUAUAACUGCCUUCUCCGCAAAUGUCAACUUGUUGACAAAAUCUGAAGCUGAAUGA